AUGGGCAACUGCAUGUCAAAUUCAGAGCUGCGAGAGGGAAAGACGCGCUCGGACGAAAUUGAUAAACAGAUCGAGGAGGACUCUAAGAAGUUCAAGCGCGAAUGUAAGAUUCUGCUACUUGGCUCUGGCGAGUCAGGAAAAUCGACCAUCGUGAAGCAAAUGAAGAUCAUUCAUCAGAACGGUUAUACGACUGAGGAACUAUUGGCCUUUCGCCCUCUAAUAUGGAAGAAUCUCCUCGAGAGCGCGCACGCUGUAAUUAAUGCUCUCGCGAAGAUCGGCCUGGAGCCAAUCAUGCCUUUGAACAAGGACAAUCUCCAGCGGCUGCUCAACUAUGAGCUCGCCGAGUCCGAUCCCUCCUUUUUCUUCAGCCCCGAAAUGGCCCAUGACAUCCAAGAUCUCUGGCAAGACCCAAUAAUCGCUAAGAUGAUGGAUCACUCGUCACAAUUCUACCUUAUGGAUUCCGCAUCAUAUUUCUUCACAGAAGCCCACCGACUAGCAGCAAACAACUACGUACCAACGCAGGAAGACGUCCUGCGAGCUCGAGCAAAGAGCACGGGGAUCACCGAAACACGGUUCAAUAUGGGUACACUGUCAAUACAUAUGUUUGAUGUGGGAGGACAACGCUCGGAGCGCAAGAAGUGGAUUCACUCGUUUGAGAGUGUUACCAGCAUUAUUUUCUGUACAGCAUUGUCAGAGUACGAUCAAGUUCUUUUGGAAGAGAAAAAUCAGAAUCGAAUGGCGGAGUCACUCGUCCUCUUCGAUUCGGUCAUCAACUCGAGAUGGUUCCUUCGAACAUCGAUCAUUUUGUUCUUGAAUAAGAUUGAUGUCUUCAAGAAUAAGCUACCGAAGGUGCCUCUGGAACGCUACUUCCCAGAGUACACAGGCGGAGCCGAUGUGAAUAAAGGCGCAAAGUACAUUCUCUGGCGAUUUAUGCAGGCGAACCGGGCACGAUUGAGCGUUUAUCCGCAUAUAACGCAGGCUACCGAUACCUCAAAUAUUCGGCUCGUGUUUGUCACUGUCAAGGAAACGAUUCUUCAAAACGCUCUCAAAGAGUCCGGAAUCCUUUGA
This is a messenger RNA of Heterobasidion irregulare TC 32-1, 1068 nucleotides long. RefSeq lists its product as uncharacterized. Gene Ontology annotation, biological process: adenylate cyclase-activating G protein-coupled receptor signaling pathway. The record is from RefSeq and is a predicted model, not a curated record. Gene Ontology annotation, molecular function: G-protein beta/gamma-subunit complex binding; GTPase activity; GTP binding. The coding region runs from base 1 to 1068 and encodes 355 amino acids. Gene Ontology annotation, cellular component: heterotrimeric G-protein complex. NCBI's taxonomy places the organism in Eukaryota, Fungi, Basidiomycota, Agaricomycetes, Russulales, Bondarzewiaceae. The transcript has 8 exons.